GAGGGGAGAAAAAAAGAAAAUCGUCACCCUGUUGAGUUGACUUCCACACGCUUGCCUUUCUCUUUUCAUUUGUGAACGUAGCCAAGUGCGGUCGCACACUGCAAAAUGACCUCCAAGGUUUCCAAGGACAUCCUGUACGAGUGCGUCAAUGAGGUGCUCAAGGGCUCGAAGAAGAAGCACCGCCGCUUCCUCGAGACGGUGGAGCUGCAGAUUGGCCUGAAGAACUACGAUCCCCAAAAGGACAAGCGUUUCUCCGGCACUGUAAAGCUAAAGUACAUUCCCCGCCCGAAGAUGCAGGUUUGCGUCCUGGGAGAUCAGCAGCACUGCGAUGAGGCCAAGGCCAACGAAAUCCCGUACAUGGAUGCCGAAGCGCUGAAGAAGCUCAACAAGAACAAGAAGCUGGUCAAGAAGCUAGCGAAGAAGUACGACGCCUUCCUGGCCUCCGAAUCGCUGAUCAAGCAGAUCCCACGUCUGCUCGGUCCCGGUCUGAACAAGGCCGGUAAGUUCCCGGGUCUGCUCGCCCACAGCGAAUCGAUGACGCAGAAGAUCGACGAGGUCAAGGCCACCAUCAAGUUCCAGAUGAAGAAGGUGCUGUGUCUGUCCGUCGCCGUCGGCCACGUCAAGAUGAGCCCCGAUGAGCUGGCCCAGAACGUGCAUCUGUCCGUCAACUUCCUGGUUUCGCUGCUCAAGAAGCACUGGCAGAACGUCCGCUCGCUGCACAUCAAGUCCUCGAUGGGAGCCGCCCAGCGUCUGUACUAAGGCUAAUGUUUGUAUUACGCUACAAAUUUGAAUGAUUUACUCGUAAGGGCUGCCUUUGCUGGUCGCAAUAAAUCGCUUUGCCUAAAGUGAAGGUAACUGAAA
Culex quinquefasciatus (southern house mosquito) is the source of this 861-nucleotide messenger RNA. RefSeq names its product 60S ribosomal protein L10a (gene RpL10Ab). NCBI's taxonomy places the organism in Eukaryota, Metazoa, Arthropoda, Insecta, Diptera, Culicidae. The coding region runs from base 106 to 759 and encodes 217 amino acids. The record is from RefSeq and is a predicted model, not a curated record. Gene Ontology annotation, molecular function: RNA binding; structural constituent of ribosome. The transcript has 3 exons. Gene Ontology annotation, biological process: translation. Gene Ontology annotation, cellular component: large ribosomal subunit.